AUGUCUUCGCGCGCGAGAUCAUCCCGGAGGUCCGGGGUGCGGGGCAUGGCCCUCGCGCCCUGGAACGUGCUCGCCGCCGGCAAGAUCCGCAAGGAUGAAGAGGAAGCGUCUCGGCGCGCGACGGGCGAGAAAGGCUGCGCGACCUUAGUGAGCGGUUCUAAAUGGGAGCGCGACGAGACGGAGAAGAAGGUCGCGAAGGUCCUCGAGGGCCGAGCGAGCGUGGUUUGCGCGUCCAGCAUCCAGGUUGGUUCGUAG
Messenger RNA from Trametes versicolor FP-101664 SS1, 255 nucleotides. RefSeq lists its product as uncharacterized. NCBI's taxonomy places the organism in Eukaryota, Fungi, Basidiomycota, Agaricomycetes, Polyporales, Polyporaceae. The coding region runs from base 1 to 255 and encodes 84 amino acids. The record is from RefSeq and is a predicted model, not a curated record. The transcript is spliced from 2 exons.